AUGGGGCAAGAUGUGGACAACCGGGCGGCGAGGCUGCCCCAAGACUGGCUGGUGGACAUCCUCCACCGUCUCGCGCCGCGCUGGCUUGCCGUGUCCCGCUGCGUCUGCAAGGACUGGCAAGCCACCAUCGACUCCCGCCGCCUCCUCCGCACAGACAUGCUCCCGCUCAGGCUUGAGGGCAUAUUCAUGUACUUCACGUUCCACAAGUUCCCGGAGUUCUUCUCCCGCCCGUGGACGCCCAUCACGGGUGAGAUGGACUUCCUGCCUUGCGCCACUGAUAACCCAGAUGAUGACCUGUGUGAGGUCCAGGAUCACUGCAAUGGGCUUCUGUUGCUCCAACACUACGGGAUUCCCAAGUACGUGGUAAACCCUGCGACACGGCGUUGGGACUCUCUGCCAAGGUGUCCCCCCAAACGUGUCAUGGGGAUGGACUACUCCUGGGAGGAUGCAUAUCUUGUCUUCGAUCCCAUGGUGUCACCACACUACGAGGUUUACAUGAUCCCACUUAUUCCUUGGAAGAGAGAGGGUGAACAUCUUGACCCUUCAUUUGAGGAAUCUGAAUGGCCGCCGGCAGCAUUCAUCCUAUACUCCUUCUCAUCGAGGACACGUUGUUGGGAGCCAAGGUCUUUUGAGCGAGAAGGGGGCGCCCUAGGGACCAUAGCUGAGAUGCGAGCUCGUUUGGAGCGUACUUUUUCUUGGUUUACGCAGCAACAACAGCGACGCCGUGCGGUCUACCGGCGAGCAACACUUUAUGUGCACUGCCAGAAGGAUUUUCUUAUAAGAAUAUCAUUGUCAGAUGGCGUUUUUUGUGCAAUUGAACUACCAGAAGGUGCCAUAUCAGAUAAAUAUACAACAAUGUAUCUAGGAAGAUCAGAAAAGGGGGUAUACUUAGCAUCGCUACACAACCAUAGCCUUGGAAUUUGGAUCCUCGAUGAAUCGUGUGGUAAGAUGGAAUGGGUGCCCAAACACAAACAUGACCUUGUGCUACCAGGUCAUGAGUUUGAUCGGCGCGGACCUUGGGUCUUACAAGAUAUGAACUACCACUUCUUCCGCCAUCGCAUUGAUGAUCCAUACACAUCCACAGACGAGGAAGCAAUAUCAGAUGAAGAGUGGUACGAAUGGAGCUCAGACAACGAUUAUGACGUCGCUGCCAAUAGGGACAUGCCCGAAGAGUGCUUUCAUGGAGACAUUGUGUUACUUGGAUUUCACCCAUUCAAAGAGAUUGUCUUCUUGCUAAUGGAUGGAUUGAAAAGAUCAGUAAAGACAACACUGGCCUACCAUAUUACAAUAGCUUGA
Lolium perenne is the source of this 1296-nucleotide messenger RNA. Lineage: Eukaryota; Viridiplantae; Streptophyta; Magnoliopsida; Poales; Poaceae. The record is from RefSeq and is a predicted model, not a curated record.